This is a messenger RNA of Lacerta agilis (Sand lizard), 1904 nucleotides long. RefSeq names its product fibrous sheath interacting protein 1 (gene FSIP1). The record is from RefSeq and is a predicted model, not a curated record. NCBI's taxonomy places the organism in Eukaryota, Metazoa, Chordata, Lepidosauria, Squamata, Lacertidae. The transcript is spliced from 12 exons. Bases 95 to 1903 code for a protein of 602 amino acids.
AGAAGCGUAUCGCCUUCAUGGCCGUCUGUUUACAGAGGCGUUUUGCUCGCUCCGUCUGCCGGUGUGCUCUGCAGAGAACCUGCGCGGGUUUUUAAUGGAUAUUACAAGAGGAAGCCUGGAUGACAUUUCAAGGCCAGCAUCUAGCUCAAGAAUUAAUCAUGGGAGCAAAGUUUUAAGCACAUCCUUAGAGAUUUUAACACCAGCGCCAAGCCUGCCUAAGGUUGCUUUUUAUAAUGAUCACAAAGAACAUGAGUCAAAAGAAAAUUAUGAUGAAAAUAGAGAGGAAUAUGGAACCAAAAAAAUGAGAACGGAAGUAAUAUCUGAAGAAAAAAUGAAUAGUAGUUUCCAGCUGGUAAUACAGAGUACAAAUCAGGUAAAAGAAUAUUCCUCGAGCUCAGCAGAUUCUGAAGAUGACUGUGCUGAAAACAGAUGGUCUUGUUGCAGCAGUGCUCCUCAGAAUGAACUAGCCAGAUUAGCAAAAGUGACAGUCAGUUCUGCAUGCCUGCAAGACUCCAAGGAGAAAGAUGUAGAUCCUCGCAUCCUGAAAGCUAUAAAGAAGAUGGAAAGGUUGGACCAGAUAUUGGCCAACAAACAAUCUCAAGAAAGGGCAAUUAAAAAACAAGGCAGGGAAAUGAGAACUAAACUGUGGGAAGAUUUUCAGUCUAUGACAUCUCGAAGUUCUUCCGUGGUUACCGAAGAAGCAGAAAACACCAGCAGAUUUUUAGCUUUGAGCACACCGUCACCGGAAAUGCCUGACUCUCCUGCUGCUGAAGAAGAUGAAAUGUUUGUUAGCGUAUUUCACACACAGAUUCAUCCAGAAAAUUAUGGGAAUAAUAGUAGACAAACCAAGCAAGGUGAUGAUAGAACAAGAAGCUCAAUAAAGAAAAUGGAAAAGAUGACUAAGAAAAGUGAAACAAGCAGUAAAAAAACUGAUUUUGUGAAAAAGAACAUAGAGCUAGCCAAGGAUUCAGUAAACCAAGUAGUUAUGCCAGAGGAAGAUAAGAAGAGGCUGGAAGAAUUGCUGAAAGAUACUGAAGAUGAGAGCAGUGAACUUCAAGUCACUAAGGAAGAAGCAACUACAAUGCUAGCACCAGGUGAAGGUUACACACCUGAGCCAUUGGAAUACCAUCACCUCACAGAAAUCAAUGCCAAACUCAAACUAGUAAUCUCUGAUGGAAAUUUAUCUGCAGAUCAGAACUCCUGUUCAAUAGUCUCUAAACAGAUUUAUCAGGAUUCUUUGGCUUAUGCAAAUAGAAAGCUGGAAACAAUUCCAGGUGAAAAGGUUUUAAGAGACACGAAAGAAGAACGAGAUCAGCAUAACCGGCUUAAGGAGAUUGACCAGCAGCUGAAAAACCUGGAAGGGACUCCAGAUGUACUGCCUUGUCUCUCAGAAGAGCAGCUUAAUGCCCUUCUGGAGGAAUGUAUGCAAACCCCAAGAAGAGUAAACAGUCUUACCUUGCCAAAAUCUCAGGGAUCCUUUCUUGAACGAACAAGUCUCUGUUGCGACACAGCUAAAGACAUCAUUCCAUCAGAUGAUGCCCAAAGUGUGGAAAAGCUGGCAAACCCAGAAAUGAUGGAUGCUCAAGAUAAUGAUACAUGUUCAAAGGAAAUGAUGGAAACCUUUGACUGUAAUCUCAGCAGAGCAUUGGAUGAAUCUCACCUGUUAGAGAAAAAAGAAAAUGAGAAUCAAGAAAGCCAAGAGGAGGAGAUUGUGCAUGCCAGUAGCUCUGAGGACUACUUCAUGUCAAUAGCCCUUAGCACAGACAGGCUGAAAAAACCUUCUUUUCUUGAUGAACCUUUUUAUUGUAUCAGCCCGAACAAUGAGCCAUCCACAGAUGUCAACAUUCCUAGCAUACCAUUGAAAACCAGAGGAGGUGAGGUUCUUAAUAAACUGUUGGAAUAGG